AUGGCCAGCAUCAGCAGCGUUUUAAAUGCAGCCAGCGUCAGCAGCAGCAAUAGCAACAGUAACAGUAGCAGCAGCAUUAGCUCCAACGCAACCGGGCUGCCAUCACUAUUUGCCGGCAGUAGCAGCAACAGUGGCAGCAAUAGCAACAGCGGCAGCAAUAGCAGCUGCAGCAUCGGCAUAGCAUCGGCAGCAACAAGCCACAACGCCGUGAACCACAACCACCAGCACCAACACCAACCACAACACCACAACAACAACGUUGCCGCCAAAGAUAUGGACGGACUGAUUGCCAUCAAUGAUAGCGCAUUAUCGCAACAAAUCGAAUUUAUACUACAAGAUGCUCCCAUGGAGCAGGAUGACGAACAGCAUCAUCACCAUCAUCACCAUCAUCGUCAUCAUCAUCACCAUCAUCUGCAACAGCAGCAGCAACAGCAGCUCCACAUGGCAACGGCAGCGAAGCUCGACAACCACCCACCGACAACAACAAAUGCAACAAUAACGACAACAACAACAAACAGCGCUUCCGCAUACAUCAAC
Drosophila grimshawi is the source of this 537-nucleotide messenger RNA. RefSeq names its product protein roadkill-like. Lineage: Eukaryota; Metazoa; Arthropoda; Insecta; Diptera; Drosophilidae. The transcript has a single exon. The annotation marks the transcript as partial. The record is from RefSeq and is a predicted model, not a curated record.